AUGCCAAAUUUGACGGACAAUAUCCUUUCUGUGGUAUAUCUCAUUUUGACACUUGCAGUUUCUGUAUUUUCUGUCUGUUCAUUUGCUUUUGGGACUAAUUUUUGUGUUGUUCUAAUCAUCGUUAUUGUCUUUUUAGCAGCAACAUUUUACUUGGUCACGCAUUACAUCAAGUUCCAAACAUGUACAUAUAAACGCAUCACAAUGGUAAUUCCAAAUUUGCCAGACUCCCUUAAAGGGAAAAAGAUAGCAAUUGCUAGUGAUUUUCAUAUGGACAAGAAACGUUCCUGUAUCACGGACCGCCUUUUGGAGGAGUCCGUCAAUUUGAUGACAAGCAUGUCUCCCGAUGCAAUCUUUUUAUUGGGUGAUUUCCUUGACAACGAACACACCGCGGUGAGCGACAUGUAUGCUUCAUUUGACAAGCUUUCUGCAAUCUGCCCAGUCCUUGGAAUCUAUGGCAACCACGAUUAUGUGGGAGGAAAUCCUUCACUCCUCAAUGACAAGUUCCAGGCGCAUGGUGUUACAAUUGUUCCCAAUGGAUAUGCAGUAAAACUGUUUAACAAAAUUGAUGUAGUUGGUAUCGACGAUUUAGAGCAGGUGACUUACAACCCAUCUGUACUUUCCUCUUAUUGCCAACACAAUCGUGUUAAUGAUGGAGAGUACAACCCGAUUUUUGUGAUCACACACAACCCUGAGAGUACAGACCACAUCAAGAAUUACCCCGUCGAUGCCAUUUUUGCGGGACACACACAUGGUGGUCAGAUAUGUGUUCCCAGCGGAACACCCCUUCUCAAAUUCUGGGCUAAAAUACCAAACGCCUUUUGGUGGAGCGACAAAAUGCGUGCCCGUAUGGAAGCUGUAUGUAACAUGAAGUAUAUAUAUGGCUGGUACUCCGAACAAUGCUCGACAAAUCCAGACAAGAAGAUACAAGUCUUGGUAAGUUCUGGUGUCGGGUCACAUAUGGGUCUUCGUGCUUGUUGCGAGCCUGAAGUUAUUCUUGUUACACUUGCGUGA
This is a messenger RNA of Entamoeba invadens IP1, 1011 nucleotides long. RefSeq lists its product as hypothetical. The transcript has a single exon. NCBI's taxonomy places the organism in Eukaryota, Evosea, Mastigamoebida, Endamoebidae. Bases 1 to 1011 code for a protein of 336 amino acids. Gene Ontology annotation, molecular function: hydrolase activity. The record is from RefSeq and is a predicted model, not a curated record.